UCAACAAUUGCAGGAGAGAGAGAAGCGGACGAAUGGGGAGGACUCGGGCACGGUGGGCAUCGCAGCUGUUCUGGGCAGAGGACGGGCGGACUCUGCGGCCAUCCGUGCGUGGAUAAUCUGGAGUAUUCCCUUACACUCUGAAGACAGAGAUGAGGAGGAGGAUGAACACAAAGAAUUGCCAGCUGAAGACACAGAGACUGGGGAGCCCACCCUACGGUCCCAGAGUCUUGACCACCCGGACACGGGUACCAGGCUGACACAAUCUCAUCCCGCCUCGGAGACCACCAGUCCCAGGACAGAUCAGCUGCUGCACAGUCACCAGUUGCAAGAUCUGGGAGAGGCAGAUAUGGCUUUGUCAUCCGCACAGGACCACUCGACCUUUCAAGUUUCUGAGCAUUUGUCUGACGGCUCGGAAAGCGAACAGGAAAAAGAAAAUGAGGAUACGGAGGAGCCGCGCGGCUUCCAGGAAACCGACACAGAGAGUGAAGAGGAAGAAGCUGAGCUUGUCGUCUUAGAUCCUAAUCACCCACUUAUGAAGCGAUUCCAGUUAGCUCUGAGGAACCAUCUUUCAAAACAACUGGAUAAACUCAGUCUGGACAUCAAGGACAAAACAGUUGCAAUGAAGAAGUGCCAUUCUGAACGUGAAGAGCUGGGUGUCGUGUUGUACGGUGUGCAGCAAGAGCUGGCACGCAUGCAGAUGGCCUUGGAAAAGCUUCACGACCAGAAGGCAGACACUUCUAUUGUACGAAUAAAAGUGGAAGAGGAACUGGAAAAUGUUCGAAAUCUUUAUAAGAGAAACCAGCAGAGCAGCAAUGAAGAAAGAGGCAAAGUUUCCCAACUGCAGACAGAAAUCGAUAACCUAGCCCUGCGGCUGUUCUACAUGGACAACAUGAAUGAGGAUGUGCGCUCUGACAUCGCGGUGAUGAAACGCGUGACACAGAAAGCUGAGACAAAGAAAACGCAAGUUGAGGAGGAGAAGCAGAAGCAGGAUCUCUUCAUCGAUCGAAUGACCAAGCAAGUGGACAGCCUCCGCCAGCAGAUUGCCAUGUAUGAAGUCCAAGCAGCAGCACAAGCGGAAGAGAAAAAAGCGGCAAGAGAUGCCGUGUCUGAGGCUCAAAUGGAAAUGGAAGCCAUCGCCAUUGAAAAGAAGCAGAUCUUAAACCAGUGGAACAGCACCUUGAUUGGAAUGAGGCGUCGAGAUGAAGCCUACACUGCAAUGCAGGAGGCGCUGAGGCAGGCGAGACAGAGAGUUCAGUCACUGGUCACAGAGGCCGAUGGCUAUAAAAAAUCAAUCACAAAAGAAGAAGAACGAAAUGAGCUACUGACUGGCAUCCUGAACCGGGCCGAUGUCGAUAUCAAUAUGACAAAGAAGCAGAUCUCUCAAUGCCUAGCCAAGCAAGAUGCCCUGAAGACAGAGUACAACACCUACACCCGGACGCUGCACGAGACGGAGCAGGCACUCAGCCGGGUCACUUCGGACCAUGCAGUUAAACAGAUGGAGCUCGACUCUGUGCGGAAACACAUUGAGAAGGAGUAUGCGACCAGGGUGCAGCUGGAGGACAAGAUUUUAGGCAAAAUGCAGGAUCAGCUCACUCUGGACAAAGCAACCAAAUUCUCACGCCGGAUGACAGAAAAGCUCACUGCGCGCACACGGCAAAUGGAAAUUGAAGUUUCCAAAGUAGAAAAUGAAAUUGCACAGAUGACUCUCGAGACCAACAGUACCAACCUGAAGCUGACCUCGUUGCAGAAGAUGCUCGCAGAACUGAACCAGGAGAUUCAGAGCAAAAACGAAAUGAUCUCUCGCAAUGAGAAUGAAACAGCGAAGCGGGUCACUGUGAUUGAGCGCAAGCAGAGUGCCAUCAAUCUGCUGAACAAGAAAAUCGAGCAGAUCGCUGCCAGCACCGGGCAAGAGGACCUGGGCCCCCUAGAACUGAAGAUUAAAAAUCUCACCAAGUAUAUUGAAGAGCAUAAUGCCGAGAUCACCUCGAUGCAGCAGUAUUGGCUGAGAGAGCAAAAUGAACUUGUUCUGCUGACCAGGGAGAGGGAAGAGCAGGCGGCUUCAGUGGAAACCUUGAAGAAAAAGCUCACCAUUUUACAGCAGCAGAAAAUACGCAUCGAAAAUGAAAUUCAGCAGGAGCUGAAUGAACAGAAGGACACUGAGCGGCAGAUGAAGAAUCUCUCCAACGACAUGGUGAAGCUCACUAUGCUUGUGAACAAGAACAGCGCUCUCAAGGAAUCUCUGCAGCAGAGCAAUAUUCUGAUGGAAAACGAGUUUGUGCACAAGCUUAAGGAGUCUGAAAGGGAAUCAAUUGAAAUAAAAAUGAAGCUGGAAAGUGUUCAAGAAGAGAAGGACAGGCUGCUGAACAGCCUCGUGGAGGCCGAGCGGCAGAUUAUGCUAUGGGAGAAGAAAACGCAACUGGCAAAGGAGACGCGAGCGGCUGUUGAUUCUGAUGUCGGCCAAGGGGAAAUUCGCACCAUGAAGUCCGAAAUUCACAGAAUGGAGGUUCGGUACGGACAGCUGAUGAAGCAGCAGGAGAAGCUGAUCAGGGAAAUGGAGGCGGUGGUCGCCCGUCGAGAGACCAUCGUCACCAGGGGUGAGGCCCAGGCCAAAAUGGAGAAGAAGCAACUGACACAAGGCGCCUUCCACAGCACGCUGCACCUGCUGCAAAAGAAGAUUCAAGAAACACAAAAGCAAGCCUCAGAGUGUGACGGUGAAAUACACGAGUUCCAGGAGAGCCAGCGGUCGUUAAGCAGGACGCUAGACGAGAAGCAGGACCAGAUCGCCCAGCUGCAGGCCGCUUUGGAGACACUGGUGAUGAACUUCAAGCGACUGCAAGACAAAAAGGACAGGAACUUCUCUCAGAUCCUAACCUAUCAGGCUCGCCAGAAACAUCUGCAGGCCGUCAAAGAUGGAAAGUACACUCCCCUGGUUAAGACGAAACAAGCUCUAGAGGCAGAGGCUCAUAAACAAGAAGAUCGCAUUCAUACCAUCAGCACCAUCGUGGACCGCGUUUGCCAUGAGUACCCCGAGCUCCAGGGGGCGCUCCGCAAGGUCACACUGGCCCUGGCUGCAAGACAGGAGGGCCUAGAAGGGACUUUUUAGCACUGACGUCACGUCGAAAAGUCAUACAAGAUAAAAGAGUUCAUGUCUGGAUGUUCAUAUUCCACAAUCAGCACAGAGUUGGUUUCCUUUCACAGCCCAAGUUACGGGGUGUUAUGUUACUCGGCCAUCACUGUGAGUGAAUGGGCCUUGUGAGGGCCUGGGGGCCCAUCCAGAAGGUGGAUGUUGGAGAGUGGAGGGAAUUGGAAUAGGAACAUGGAAAUAGAAUUUGAUUUUUUUGUUUUUUGGAA
Molecule: messenger RNA, 3351 nt
Organism: Polypterus senegalus (gray bichir)
Lineage: Eukaryota; Metazoa; Chordata; Cladistia; Polypteriformes; Polypteridae
Gene: ccdc40
Product: coiled-coil domain containing 40
Exons: 19
Coding region: 347-3103 (918 amino acids)
Biological process (GO): heart looping; epithelial cilium movement involved in determination of left/right asymmetry; axoneme assembly
Cellular component (GO): cilium; cytoplasm
Source: RefSeq, a predicted model, not a curated record